This is a messenger RNA of Tilletiopsis washingtonensis, 783 nucleotides long. RefSeq names its product putative FUN34-transmembrane protein. Gene Ontology annotation, cellular component: plasma membrane. Lineage: Eukaryota; Fungi; Basidiomycota; Exobasidiomycetes; Entylomatales. The record is from RefSeq and is a predicted model, not a curated record. The transcript has 6 exons. Bases 1 to 783 code for a protein of 260 amino acids. Gene Ontology annotation, molecular function: acetate transmembrane transporter activity.
AUGUCGCUCCUCACUCAGCCCGCACCUGCACCUGCGCUGGAUCGCAACAGCCAGAACUCGCGCGAGAAGGAAGGGCCCGUGGGCUACCAGCCCGUACAGGAGCCGUACCGCACCCACAGCGGCCACAUCGCCAAUGACGACCUGAUUGCGGUCGCCUCGAGCCACCGGCGCAUCGCCAACCCUGUGCCCAUGGCGAUGUACGGCUUUGGCACGACGCUGCUCCUCUACUCGCUGUACAAUCUGCACGUCGCCGGCGUGCAGACGCCCAACGCCAUCGUCUCGGUGGCCAUCUGCUUUGGCGGCUUCACCCAGGUGCUCGCCGGCCUCUGGGAGUUCGUCAGCGGCAACACGUUCGGUGCCACUCUGUUCGUGUCCUAUGGCUGUUUCUGGUGGGGCAUCGCCACGCUCUUCGUCCCGUUCUUCGGUCUCACCGGCACGUACGACGGCGUGCCGAAUAUCUACUCGCCUCAGGGCCUGGGCGCGACGGAGACCGCUGAUGCGUUCGGCCUCUACCUCUUCGUCUGGAUGGGCAUCACUCUGGUCUUCCUCUUCUCUUCGCUGCGCUCGAGCGUCGCCAUGAUCGCUUUCUUGGCGCUCCUCACCGUCACGCUGGGCCUCCUCGGCGGCUACCAGUACAUGCAGAUGGCGAGCCUCGAGCGUGCUGGAGGUGCUGUCGGCUGUGUCACCGCCUUUGCGGCGUACUGGUGCGGAUCCUCUAGCUUCUUCACCCCCCGUACUACGUACUUUCAGCUGCCUGUGGGCGACCUGAGCCUCAAGGAUUAG